Messenger RNA from Acanthochromis polyacanthus (spiny chromis), 4542 nucleotides. RefSeq names its product alpha-2-macroglobulin-like. The transcript has 36 exons. Bases 25 to 4281 code for a protein of 1418 amino acids. Gene Ontology annotation, molecular function: endopeptidase inhibitor activity. Gene Ontology annotation, cellular component: extracellular region. Lineage: Eukaryota; Metazoa; Chordata; Actinopteri; Pomacentridae. The record is from RefSeq and is a predicted model, not a curated record.
CUCUGAGGAUCAUCACAGUCGGUCAUGGGUCGUCCUGGGAUUCAGACGUGGACAUGGGCACUGUGUGCCUUCUGGAUGUGUGUGAGCCGAGCACUGGCUGGGCCGCAGUACAUGGUGACGUUUCCUGCAGUCCUUGAAGCUGGAGUUCAGACCAAACUGUGUGCAAGUCUCACCUACCCCAACGAGACUCUGCUCAUGACCGUCACUUUGAUAUCGGAACGCGAGAAGACAACUCUUUUCCAGCGGAAAUCCAGUAUUCCCUUUUAUCAGUGCUCUCUGUUUACGCCUCAAGCAGAGCUCAAGGAGGAAGUGCAGCAUGUGGAGGUAAAGGUACAAGGCACAUUUCACUCAAGAGUGGUCAAGAACGUCACGAUCAAAACCUAUGACCCAAUGACAUUUGUCCAAACGGAUAAACCAAUCUACCUUCCAGGACAAACAGUGCAUUUCAGAGUGGUCACACUGAACACCACGUUGCAAAGUGUUGAUCAGCUGUAUGACUUCAUUGAGAUCAAGAAUCCUAACAACAUCAGGAUUGGACAGUGGCUGAAUGAAUCAGGUCAAAUAGUGCAGCUUUCUUACUCAUUGAUCUCUGAGGCCCCAGAGGGAUCCUACCAAGUCAUUGUGUCCAUUGGUGAAGAUAAAAUACGUCACACCUUCAAAGUAGAGAAGUAUGUUUUGCCUAAAUUUGACGUAACACUGAAUGUAAAUGAGGAAGUAAGUAUUGGGGACCAAGAAAUUCAUGCUACAGCAUGUGCAAAUUACACGUAUCGACAGCCGGUACCAGGAAAUGUUACAGUUGAGAUGUGCCGACCUCUUAAUCUUGAUUUUGCUGGUUUUCAUUUUGGGGAUGAAAAAUUAACUCCCCUCUGCUACAAUGAGACAAAGCAGGCAGACAACAACGGCUGUGCCACUUUUGCAUUUGCGAUGUCAAAUUUCACCAAAUUUCCCACAAAGGCAUUACAAGAUGUGCUUGAUGUCACUGCUGAAGUGGAAGAGGAGGGGACAGGUAUUUCACGCCUUCAAAAGGCCACAACAAACAUUUCAUAUGUUAUUGGAAGGCUGUCUUUCUUUGACACGCCCAAGAUUUUUGAGCCAGGAGCAGAUGUGGAAGGAAAAGUUAAAGCAGUUUACUUCAAUAAUACACCCAUUCCUGACAUGCCGGUGUAUCUGUUUGAGGGUGAAACGUGGUCAUCACGACGACUGCAGAAUCUCACCACUGACAGCAGUGGUGUUGCCAGAUUCUCAUUUGAGGGCUUUCAGGGAUUAAUUCAUCUCAUUAUAAGCAGCUCACCAACACUGGAGCCCCCCCGACAGAAAACUCCUUUCUAUGAGUCUGGAUCUCACACACUGUUUGUGUUACAACCUUCACCUCCUGACGUAAGCGUCAGCUUCCUGAAGGUGAAGAAUAACAAUAAAACACUUGCCUGUGAUGCAGAGGUGGACUUCACCAUCCAGUAUGUUAUAGUGGGAGAAAGCCAGGACACUGUGGAUGUCAUCCAUCUGGUCUUGUCCAGAGGAGCCAUUGUCGAUCAAGGACACAGACAGGUUCAAUUGAAACCUACACGAGUGACUGAGGGUAAGGUGUCCUUUAAGUUGCUGGUGUCUCCAGAGAUGGCUCCAGAGGUCCAGAUUGUGGCUUUUAUUGUCCUCCCCAGUGACAAAGUGAUCGCCAACAGUGCUAACUUCUCCACUGAGAAAUGCUUCAGCAACAAGGUGUCGCUGGAGUCUUCACCGUCCUCAGCUGUCCCAGGAGAGGACAUCAACAUGCAGUUGACGGCAAACCCAAACUCUCUGUGUGGUGUUAGCAUCAUUGAUCAGAGUGUCCUCAUCAAAGAGCCAGGGAAGACUCUUACUCCAGAUGUGAUCUUUGACUUGUUGCCUGUCAUGAAUGUAACCAAUGUCACAGAAUGCCUGCCUGUGAGACAAAAAAGAUCCAUUUUGUCUCAUCCUGAUCAGUACAUGCACGAUGCGUACACAGUUUUCAAGAAUGUAGGACUGGAGAUGGCAACAAACCUGCUCAUUGAAGUACCUUCAUGCCUCCUGUACAGUGGAAGAAAAUAUUAUCGUAUCCCUCAUGUGGUCAGGACGGACACAAUGCAUGUAGAGAUGUUUCCUGUCUUAUUAGCAGCUCCUACUUCUCCUGAUGCUGCACCAGGUCGCAGCUUCUUUCCUGAGACUUGGAUUUGGGACCUAGUGGAAGUUGGAUCAUCUGGAACGAAGAACGUGUCUCUCACUGCCCCAGACACCAUCACCACCUGGGAGACAGAGACUUUCUGUUUGUCUCCUGAAUUUGGUUUGGCUCCUCGUAAACAAAUCACUGUCUUCCAGCCCUUCUUCCUGGACUUUACGCUGCCCUACUCCAUCAUCCAGGGGGAGCACUUUGAACUGAAGGCAACCGUCUUCAACUACCUGUCAAGCUGCAUUGUGGUCAAAGUACAUCCAAAACUCUCCACAGAGUACACCCUCAACCUUGUCCCUGGUGUUAACUACACUGUCUGUUUGUGUGGCAAUGAGCGCAAGACCUUGCCCUAUAUCAUGACCCCCAUAACCAUAGGGGUUGUGAAUGUGACUGUGUCUGCUGGAGCCGUGAGAUCUGUUGUUUCUUGUAACAAUGAGAUUGUGAGCGUCCCAGACAGAGGUCACAUCGACACGGUUACUAGAUCUGUCAUAUUCAAGGCUGAGGGAGUUGAGAUGACCAAGACAGUUAGCUCCUGGCACUGCCCCAACGGAAGCACUAUCAUGCAGGAAAUAGAUCCACAUCUCCCUGAAAAUGUAAUUGAAGGAUCUGCCCGCGCUUUAGUAACAGUCUCAGGUGACAUCCUCGGACAGGCCCUGCAGCACCUAGAUGGUCUUCUGAGGAUGCCUUAUGGAUGUGGAGAGCAGAACAUGGUGCUCCUGGCCCCCAAUAUCUACAUCCUUCAGUACCUAGAAAACACAAAGCAGCUGACUCCAGCCAUCAGAGAGAAGGCUUCCAACUUCAUGAUCAGUGGCUACCAGAGACAGCUAAACUACAAACAUCAUGAUGGUGCAUACAGCACAUUUGGUGCAGGAACAAGAAACACUUGGCUGACUGCUUUUGUGUUGAGAUCUUUUGCCAAAGCAAAAUCAUUCAUCUACAUCGAUCCCACAACCAUUGAACAGACCAGGAAGUGGCUGGAAUCGAAGCAACAAGAAAAUGGUUGUUUUGAAAUGUCAGGAAAACUUUUCAACAACAGAAUGAAGGGCAGUGUGUCUGAUGAGGUGACUCUCAGUGCGUACAUCACUGCUGCCUUCUUGGAAACGAAUGUGUCUGCAAAGAAUCCUGUGGUGGAGAAGAGCCUGUCGUGCCUCAAGGAGUCCAUCAGUAAUUUGAGCAACACCUACACCACAGCUCUGAUGGCGUAUGUCUUCACCCUGGCAGGAGACAUGGAGACCCGUGGUCUCCUUCUGGCUCACCUUGACAAAGUUGCAAUCAAACAAGGGGGUUUCUUGCAUUGGUCUCAGAGAGCAGCAGAAACAUCAGCCUCUCUGUCUGUGGAGAUCAGCUCCUAUGUGCUGAUGGCCACACUCAGCGCCUCCCCGACUAAUGAAGAUCUGGGCUACGCCUCGGGCAUCGUGAGGUGGUUGACGACGCAGCAGAACUAUUAUGGAGGCUUCUCCUCCACACAGGACACGGUGGUGGCUCUUCAGGCUCUGGCUCUCUACGCCACUCUGGUGUUCAGUCCUCAUGGUUCAAGCGCAGUGAAAGUCCAGUCUCCCAGUGAACAGCUGAUGUUUAAUGUGACUCAGGACAACAGACUGCUCCACCAGGAGAGUGUCCUACAGGACAUGACAGGAAAUUUCAACCUGGAGGUGCAGGGCACUGCAUGUGUUUCAGUGCAGAUUUCUUUUCUCUACAAUGUCCCACCUCCUCCUCAGUCCAGUGAUUUCAGUGUGGAGGCUACCACAGAGGUCAACUCCACUGGGGUCAGACCCAAGUUGAUUCUGAAGCUCAAGGUCCAAUACAAUGGAAAGGAAAGCAGUACAAACAUGGUGAUCCUGGAUAUCCAAGUACUCUCUGGAUUUGUCCCAGAAUCAGAGUCUUUGAGGAAGCUCAAAGGUGCCGUACUGGUGGACCAUGUUGAACAAAAGGAUGGUGGCGUUCAGGUGUACAUUAGAGAGUUACCACAGAACACAACCAUCUUCUACACCUUGGAGCUCAUAGAGGACAUUCCGGGGCAGAACCUGAAGCCUGCUGUGGUCAAGAUCUAUGACUACUACGAGCCAAGUGACCAUGCUGAGAUAGAAUAUACCUAUCAUUAAAAGCUUGAGGAGAGAUGCGGGAUCAGUCCUGAGGUCAUCACUGAAUCCAGUACGAUGUUAAAACCAGCAUUUCAUUAAAGAUCCCAUUUCCCUACAUUGCAUGUCUCAUUAACAUAUACAAACAGUGUAACAUAAUUGGCUGUUAGUAUUCUGUCACAAACCCCACACAGCUGUGUAACUGCUGUUGGUGUUCAACAUGAAUUUCAAGCAUCAAGAAAAGACAAAAAAUAAAUAAAUAAAUAAAUAAACAAAAUGAUGUGA